AUGUUAAGUUUUCUUCAUGCAGCGAAUAAGCCGAAAGAAUAUAUUUGUUUGGACAGUUGGUUGGUUCUCUCAAAAAUACCCGAACGCUUUGAAGCGACCGACGAUCUACUAAAGAUAUGUGCUAAGCUCGAACAGAUAGAUGUUAGUUUUAGGGAGAUUCACAGCAAUGGCAAUUCACAACAGAAAGAUCACGAUUUCAUCGUCAACAAAGUGACAGAGUUCAUCUUGGAUAUAUUGAAUGUUUACACUCUCUCGAAAGACUCCACCGCCAAAGUAGCAUACUCCUUCAUGUUGGUUGCACUCUCACAUAUAAGACCACAAUGUACACGUGAUUUAAAGUAUUUAAUGGAUAUAUUGGCAGCAUAUAACUUUAGUUUUGGUUAUCAUGAAUCUAAUUUAUUUGUUGAUGUAUCACACAAGUUUCCUUGCCCAAAUUGUCAUACCGAAUGUCAUGUCAAGAAUAGCAAGAUAGGUUUGUUUCUAAAAUCAGAACAACUAGCAUCUUGUUAUAGUUGCUUACUAAAAGUAUCACAAAAGAAUAUUGAUAUGUUCGGUCUUGGUUUCUAUUCAAAGGCAAUGACACCGCACAUCGGUGCAAUAUCAGCGAGCAUCUUUCAGAAAAACAAUUUGGAGCAAGCCAAGUUGUUUCAAUUGACCGUACCCAUCUUACAGCAACUUCAAAUCGUACCUAAACACCUGGUACAUCAACAUGCAAUGCAUCAACAAGAACUUGCAAGAAUCAAGCAAACACAACAAGUUUUGGUUGCCAAUCGAUUAAUUAGUAAUAACAGAACAACAACACCAGUAAUAAUAUCUCAACAACAGCAACAGCAACAGCAACAGCAACAGCAACAGCAACAGCAACAGCAACAACAACAACAACAACAACAACAACAACAACAACAACAACAACAACAACAACAACAACAACAGCAACAACAACAACAACAGGUACAUCAAACAACACAACCUAUAAUUAUAAAACAACAACCAAAUCCAUUAUCAUUUAGUACGAAUAAACCACCAGAGAUUGUACCUAUUCAAAGAAGAUCUAUCACACCGAUUCCUUCGCACAAUGUACCUGUGCAAGUGGUUCAGGCACCAAAGUCUGUUGCCACCACAACAGUAGUUUUCAAUAAUUCUCAAGGUUUACCUCCACUUCCUGUCGUUCAAAGACCAAAGCUUUCGGCGAGCACCAACCAACAAGUGCCAAUGGUCAAGCCUUUGACACCGGAGGAGCAGUUGGCCAAAGAGAUGGAAGAGAUUCGAAAGAGAAACUACGCAAGAGUCAAAGAGGCAUGGGAUUCAUUCAAUAGACUUGGCGAACGUUUGGCAUAUCGACGAAAGAUACAGGAAGAAGCUGAUAAUGAAAGUAACAAAGGGAAACAAAUAUUGUUAUUAACGUGGAGACCACACAGACCAGCAGUAGUAGUCAAUAAAGAUAAUCUAGUAGUCAAGAAGAAUAUUGUACCGCCAAAACAACAAGAAAAGUCAUCGUUUAAUAGAAAGCAAAAGAAAUUGUUAAGACCAUGGAAAAAGAAAAUGUUUUUGGAAGGUGAAAUUCCACAUGGUACAUCACUUGAAGAGGUAGCAGAGAUACUUGAUAAGAAGAAGAUAAAAAUAGGGUUAUAUAGUAAAAAGAAUAGUAGUCCAAGCAAUAACAAUAAUAUUAAUAAUAAUCAAAAAACAUCUGAUUUUAAGAAAUCAUCAGCAUCCAAAUUUAGAGAUAAUAUUAUUGAUUCUCAAAAAGAUAAAGAAAAGGAGAGACAAAAGGAAAGAGAGAAGGAGAGGGAAAAGGAAAGAGAGAGAGAGAGAGAAAGACAGAAACAAAAAGAAAGAGAAAAGGAAAAAGAAAGAGAAAGAGAAAGAGAGAGGGAAAAAGAAAAAGAAAGAGAGAGGGAAAGAGAAAGAGAGAAAUUAAGAAUAAGAGAGAAAAAUAAAGCAAAAGAGAGGCAAAGAGAAAGAGAGAAAGAAAAGGAAAGAGAAAGAGAGAAGGAAAAGGAGAGAGAGAAAGAGAAAGACAGGGAAAGAGAGAAAGAAAGAGAAAGAGCUAGGUCAAGAGAAAGAGAAAAAGAAAAGGAAAAAGAUAGAUCGAAAUCAAAGGAAAGAGAAAGAAGCAAAGAAAGAAACAAAUCACCAAAGAGAGAGAAAGUCUUGGAUGUGGAUGAUGAAGAAGAAGAGUACGCAGUGGAAUGUAUUUUACGUCAUAAAUAUGUAGGUGGUGAAUUAGAGUAUUUGGUGAAGUGGGAAGGAUAUUCAUCGGAAGAAUCCAGUUGGGUCAAAGAAAAAGACUGUAAUUGUACAGCGCUUAUUCAAAAGUACUUAAGUUCUCAAGGAUUGAAAUCACUUUAA
Molecule: messenger RNA, 2352 nt
Organism: Heterostelium album PN500
Lineage: Eukaryota; Evosea; Eumycetozoa; Acytosteliales; Acytosteliaceae
Product: chromo domain-containing protein
Exons: 5
Coding region: 1-2352 (783 amino acids)
Biological process (GO): negative regulation of transcription by RNA polymerase II; chromatin organization
Cellular component (GO): pericentric heterochromatin
Molecular function (GO): chromatin binding
Source: RefSeq, a predicted model, not a curated record